Messenger RNA from Talaromyces proteolyticus, 4581 nucleotides. RefSeq lists its product as uncharacterized. Gene Ontology annotation, molecular function: ADP binding. NCBI's taxonomy places the organism in Eukaryota, Fungi, Ascomycota, Eurotiomycetes, Eurotiales, Trichocomaceae. The transcript is spliced from 4 exons. Bases 1 to 4581 code for a protein of 1526 amino acids. The record is from RefSeq and is a predicted model, not a curated record.
AUGGCUGCCACACGUAGGAUCAAGGAGUUUGGUCUAACUGAAGUCUACAGCUCCCCAGAGAAGCCUGCCCAGGUCGACGUGGUCCUCGUUCACGGUCUCAACGGCCAUCCAAAGCAGACAUGGACUAGCAAAAGCGGGGAUGCCUUUUGGCCUGCCGACAUCUUGCCGGAGUUCCUGACUGACCUGCGUGUGCGAAUUUUGACCUAUGGUUACAACGCCAAUGUCACCUCCUUCACAGAUGGCACGUCUAGAGAUCGGAUUCAUCAUCAUGCCGAGACCCUGGCCAGUGAGCUACAUGCAAACCGAAGCUUGAGAAACUGCCUGCAACGGCCGAUCAUUUUCGUCUGCCAUUCACUUGGAGGUCUUGUUGUGAAACGGUGUGUCAUCAUGUGUCGAAGUGCCGAGAACGAUAGAAUCAGGCAUCUCCGCUCUAUCUAUGUAUCCACGUUCGGAAUUUUGUUCUUGGGCACUCCUCACACCGGUUCCGAUGUGGCCAAAUGGGGCUUGCUGCUGCAGAAGAUCUGUAGUGCCGUCUUUCCCAAGCGCUUCCUAGACACCUCACCACAGCUUGUAGAGGCUUUGAAGUCAAAUAACGAAACCCUUCAGAACAUCAACAGAUUGUUCAACGACGCCUUCAGCCGCUUCCACAUCUACUUCUUUCAUGAGACCAAGCCGCUUGAUAUGAAGGGUACUCGCGAGUUUAUCGUCGAUGAAGCUUCUGCAGCACCUGAUAUUGAAGGCGCUGAACGAAUGGGCAUUGAAGCUGAUCAUAGCAGUAUGGUCAAAUUCGAAGAUGACUCCUCGCCAGGGUUUGAAGCUGUUGCUGAAGCUAUUGUUCGCUACUCUCGUGAAGCCCCGGAGGUAAUCGCCAACCGAUGGGAUGAAGAGAAAGCGCUUAUCCAACUACAAAAUCGAUCAAAGGCAAAAGAAAUAAUUGGCUCCUCCCUUGAUAUACCUAGGGAGACUUCCAGAUCCAGAGCAGAAGAAGAGAGCAGAAUGGGUAGGAAACCACAGCAUCUCCUUACAAAUUCUGAUAACACCCCAACACUAAGCGCUUAUGAAAUUGACGAAGCAGAACCUGAGGAGCAAUUUGAAACUGUAUAUUCUACGCCAUGUCUUUCCCCGCCUAAAGAAGCUGAGAACAAUCCUCGGAUGUCACAUAGCGUAGAAAAUCUACGUUCGCAACGCAGCAAUUUGUUUGUUGUUCCACCGGGAUUUCAUCCGAACGCCACGUUUAUUGGGAUGGAAAAGGAGCUAAACGAACUUCAUAUCCGUCUUUACCGAGCCAAAAAGAGGGCAGAGAGUAUCGCGGCUGUGCUUAUUUGCGGAGUCACCGGAUCAGGCAAAACACAUCUUGCUCGAGAAUAUGUUCACCGCCAUCGGAGAGACUACCCUGGGGGCAUAUUUUGGAUCGAUGCAAAAUCGUUUUUGUCGAUUUCAACUUGCUAUUGGGAUAUCGCUAGAGCAGCGGCACUUACCAAUGAUAGAGACGCAAAACAACAAGCUUCAACCGACUCUAGUGUCUUUGUGAACGAAGUCUGUCGUUGGCUCGGAGCUAAAGAGGAAUGGUUACUCGUGUUCGAUGGGUUGAGCUUUGACGAAGACAAUCAAAUCAAUACUUUCAAAACAUACCUACCACCGAAUACAAAGAACAGCAGCAUUAUCUAUACUUCAGUUGAUCGAACCUUGGCUAAAAAGACCCGACUUCUCGAACCAUAUUGUCUAAAUGUGCGGCCGCUCAAACCCGAGGAAGCUCGUCGUCUGCUGUUCAAAGACUUGGACAUUAAAAAGCCAACACCAGAACAAUCGAAGAAAGCGACGGAUAUCGUUGAAUAUUACCAGUGUUUACCACUAGCCAUCCAUGCUAUCAGCCACCGUUUGACAGCCACACGCAAGCCUUUGGAGAGAUAUCACAUCGACUCUCAUCUCACAGACCAGAAGCUUGCGGAACCUUUCAUCGGAAUCAUGGAAGAUCUCUCUGAGCACAGUCACUUCGAGGCUCUAAGUUUGAUUAACCUGCUGUCAUUCUUUGGACAUCAUGUUCCUGUUGGACUGAUCACGUGGGGGAAGAGCGCUUUGGACUCUUUAAACAUACAAAUCUUCACAAGCAGUAGAUCGGGUGAAACCGGCGAUAUAGACACCACCCUAGGUGUUCUCAUUCAAUAUGGGCUUAUUGAAAGAGUCUCCGACCCCUACCCAGGAAGAUCACUUAUUUCAGAGAGCUCCACGAAGCACAGUGACAGCCCUGAAAACGAAACCGUUGGAUGGUCGUCGGAGUCAUUCACUGAUAGCCAGGAAACAACAGGCAUAUAUCAGAGCACGGUUGACGUGAUCAAGAUCCAUAGUGUAGUCCAAGGUUUCUGUCGCGAUGAGCUCCAUAGCCAAGACCAGGAAAUGCAAAAAGUCAAAGGUAUCAGCGACCCUAAACAAAAGACAAACGGUACACAGGGAGACCCCAGUUAUUACCUCUUAUGGCUGCUAGCCGCCACCAAACUCUUCUACAAAUCUUACGAGAAUGCCCGGUAUAAAAUGACGAAGGACAACACUGGCUCUAUCUUCAUCAAAGACCUGCGUGAGUACGAAACUCAUGCUGAACGAAUCAUGAGUCAUUACAAAAGAGCCAAUGCACGAUCACACAUUACCGAGACCAAAGCAGCAAAACAGUCCCUCAGGGAUGUGGUGAAAGACAUUAAGAAGGAACUCGCCAGAAUCUCGCCCAACGCGUCUGAAGAAUCUCUGCGGCAUGAAAAAUCUAUAUUUGACCGUUCCAGCAGCUCAUCAUCAGCACCUUCAUCUUCUAUGGAAGAUAGUGGUGUGUCUCGUCGCUCUACCUGGAAUGCAGAUGGGGAGGAAUCUAUCAAGGUUGAAUCCCCGUUAGAUAUGGCUCAUCCAGAGCAACCAGACCGGGUGCGACUUGAGCUGUUCCCUCCUCAUAUCUAUCGCGAAACUACGGAGGAGAAAGACGAUGGCUAUCUUACCGAUGGAGAAGGAAAAACAAUCUCAAGUCGUCGACCGUCCGUAACCCCGUCCCAGCUUAGCCAAAUCACAGAGAAGCCUGCUGCACUCGAUGGAACGAUGUCGGAUGAGUCUAAUUGGAAAUUAGUGACAAACAGAAAGGAAACAAAGGCGAAAGAACCUACCCCAAAGAUAUCGAGGUUUCGCGGAAGGCCCAAACGGGCCUUUCGAACAAUAGGAUCAUCAUAUCGACCUUCGCCUGCACUCACUAAAGUAUCAUCGGCUCAGGGGGAGGGCUCAAUGAGCCUUCCAUCCACCUCCUUUGGAUGGAUUUCGAGACGAACAAAUGCGCAGAGUAUUUUAGCACCUUAUCAUAAACGACAACCGCAAGGGCAUGAAAAUACGAAAAGCUCCCCCCUUGCACCAGCUCCACAAAGCGAGAAUGAACGCACAUGGGCGACAGUGGCCGCACCCCCUCAAGGACCCGUACCUUCCAUGUUCCAUAUACAGUCUUUUUCCUCUUCAGAAAGUGCUCAUAGCGCUUUAAAUCCUAAUAGAGAAUCUCCUUUGAUCGGAAAACGUCCUACGAGACGCAGGUUGGGCCUUCAAACUGAGUUGUCGAUAGAAUCACCAAGCAGCGGACAAAGCAGCUCCAUUCCAUCACCGGUGUCAACUGACUUCAAGCAAAAACAUCUGAAUGCUCUAAGUCAAAGCGACCCUGCUCUUGUCCCGGGAAGAACUUCAAGGGAUGCCAGAUCCGACCCUGGUUCUCGAUACCACUCAAGACAUGCCUCUGCAGUGCCCGAUACUGGCCGAGAUUUGUCAACAAGUCCGCCGUAUCGACUACGAGAUUUAAGUAUGGAGGGCCUGAAUUACAACCAAAAAAUUGCAAUGACAUCUGAACGACGCUUUCUGUCACCCCAACGCCCACUGUUCCACCCGCCACCACUUUCAGACGCUAUCCACGAGAUACCAUCACCAGUUAGGAGCAAAAGUCCAAAUACGCACCCGUCUGCUAUUAUGCCAGGAUCAUCUCCUCCUUUUGCUCCGGACGGUUACACAUCCGAGCCACUUUCAGCACCGAUGUCGCGCGAUCCAUCCAGCCAAUCUCACGACUCUUGGCAAACUGAGCCAACCCCAUUCUCGCGUAGCAUUUCCCAGGCUCCAACGAUUGGUUAUGGAUAUAAUGGAUAUAAUGGAUAUAAAUUUCCUGUGAUGGACAGUAAUGGAUCUGUCAUGAUGACUCAAGCUCCUUCAUAUACUGUUUCAACCGGCCCUUCCGUGUUUAGCCCAACACCGCAGAGGUCACGAUUUGAAUAUGGCGGCGAGCCGAUUGAGUCAGAUUCAAACCGAAGAAUUCAUUUCGGAGAGCAUGAAGUCAAUGUGAACCAGGCCCGUCAGAGGGUCAUGGCUUGGAAUGAGCGCCAAACAAGCGGGUUUAAUACCUUGCCGACACAGCAGGUCAUGGCGCCUCAACUCACCGAGAACAGGCCCAUCCUAGUGGAAGCACCAGCUAUUCCCUCUAUGCAGUCCAGCAGCCGCUUAAGAGCUGGAAGCUGCCCCCCGGAGCCAGAUUACCCUGGGUUGGGUCUUCGAUUUGCUCCGGGUUACCCUCCAAAUAUGUGA